CCGCCGCCGCCGCCGGCCCCGCAGCAGCCCCCGCCGCCGGCCCCUCCGGCCCCGCAGCAGCCCCCGCCGCCGGCCCCUCCGGCUCCGGCCCCGCCGCCGUUGUUCCCCGCCUUGUACGCGAAGACCCUGCAGAUCAAGAGGCACGCCAUCACCGACGACUACAAGGUCACCACGCAGGUCCUGGGGCUCGGCAUCAACGGAAAAGUUUUGCAGAUCUUCCACAAGAAGUCGGGGGACAAAUUCGCCCUCAAGAUGCUGCAGGACUGUCACAAGGCCCGCAGGGAGGUCGAGUUGCACUGGCGAGCUUCCCAGUGCUCCCAUAUCGUCAAGAUCGUGGAUGUCUACGAGAACCUCUACUCGUCCAAGAAGUGUCUGCUCAUCGUGAUGGAGUGUUUGGAUGGCGGGGAGCUGUUUAGCCGGAUCCAGGACCGGGGCGACCAGGCCUUCACAGAAAGAGAGGCAUCAGAGAUCAUGAAGAGCAUUGGGGAAGCGAUCCAGUACUUACAUUCAAUCAAUAUUGCACACAGGGAUGUCAAGCCAGAGAACCUCCUCUACACCUCCAAGCGGCCCAAUGCCAUUCUCAAACUCACCGACUUCGGCUUUGCCAAGGAGACCACCACUCACAACUCUUUGACUACCCCUUGCUACACCCCCUACUACGUGGCUCCGGAAGUGCUGGGACCCGAGAAGUACGACAAAUCCUGUGACAUGUGGUCCCUUGGAGUCAUCAUGUACAUCCUGCUGUGUGGGUACCCCCCGUUCUACUCCAACCACGGGCUGGCCAUCUCUCCUGGCAUGAAGUCACGCAUCCGGAUGGGCCAGUAUGAGUUUCCCAACCCGGAGUGGUCGGAGGUGUCCGAAGAAGUGAAAAUGCUGAUCCGGAACUUACUGAAGACGGACCCCACCCAGCGCAUGACCAUCACAGAGUUCAUGAACCACCCUUGGAUCAUGCAAUCCAUGACAGUCCCCCAGACGCCACUGCACACCAGCCGGGUCCUGAAGGAAGAUAAGGAGAGGUGGGAGGAUGUCAAGGAGGAGAUGACUAGUGCCUUGGCCACAAUGCGUGUGGACUACGAACAGAUCAAGAUCAAGAAAAUCGAGGACGCGUCGAACCCCUUGCUUCUGAAGCGGCGGAAGAAAGCCCGGGCCCUGGAGGCAGCUGCCCUCGCCCACUGAGUCGCUCGGCCUGAGUUCCCGGCCGCCACCGCCUCCCGCUCAGCCCACGGGGCUGAGCCCCCGCCUCCGCCCUGGGGAGGAAAAGCAAUAACUCUCAAUAGAAAUCUAUUUUUUGAAAAGCAGAGACACCAAACCGUCCUCUCCGCCUGCACGGAGCCGAGACACCGGGCAAGGAGGCGUCUGUGCCCUUCAGCUGCUGCCCACUUCUGUGGCCCGUCUCUCGGGGAGAGAGCCCCUUCUCCAACCCACCUUCCUUGGCCACCGCUGCCUCUUCUCUCCUCCCUGGUCCAUUUGGCCCUCGUGAAAUCUCUUUUUCUUUUUUCCCUUCCCCUGAUCGCGGCGGGAUCAGAGGGCCAAGAACUGGUUGCAGAUUUUUCGGACCUGCUGUAGGGGUUGUUACCACGUGGUUUCAUCCUCCCCCCUCGCCCUCUCCUCCCCUCCCUCGGGGGCCUUGCUCCAGCCAGCUCCCACCUGCAAACCUGGGGGAGAUUUCUGCCUUUCUUAGGGGGUGGGAGGGGAGGGGUCGCUGCCUGGGAAACUGAGCCACAGGGGCUGGAGCGCUUGAGCUGGCCUCUGUCCCUCUGCCCAAACUCAUCACCUGGAGGUGGACCUCGGUGGGGGGACAGGUGGGACUGAGGCCGGCCAGGGCGAGAGGGUCAUAAGGCUAUUUGACCUCGGAGUGGAGACACUGCUGCCCCAGUGAGGUGGGGCGGGUGCGAGAGGAGUGAGUGAGUGUGUGUACGUAUGUGUGUGUGCAUGUGUGCACGCUUGCGCUCAUGAGAGAGCAGAUCUGGGGCCUGUUGUUUGGACACCGGCCUAGUCUGGGUUGGGUGGGCUUUGUGGUGGGUCCUGCAUAGCUGUUGGUGCAGUGGAAUGAGACCCCUCUGUCCCCCCACCCUCCCAAUCCUGCCCUCCUGGUUGCCAAAUAUCCCAGGGAUUCAAAUCAGUCAGCCAAUCAAUCGAUGGUAUUUAUUGAGGGCUUCCUGGGUGCAGAGCAUUGUUGUAAGCGCUUGGGAAA
Tachyglossus aculeatus (Australian echidna) is the source of this 2194-nucleotide messenger RNA. RefSeq names its product MAPK activated protein kinase 2 (gene MAPKAPK2). Gene Ontology annotation, molecular function: ATP binding; calmodulin binding; mitogen-activated protein kinase binding. The record is from RefSeq and is a predicted model, not a curated record. Gene Ontology annotation, biological process: inflammatory response; toll-like receptor signaling pathway; cellular response to vascular endothelial growth factor stimulus. NCBI's taxonomy places the organism in Eukaryota, Metazoa, Chordata, Mammalia, Monotremata, Tachyglossidae. The transcript is spliced from 10 exons. The annotation marks the transcript as partial. Gene Ontology annotation, cellular component: cytoplasm; nucleus.